UUCAUCAAUCACAAAGCUGGGAUGGCCGGGGUUGACCAAGAGAGAGUGAAAGCUGUCGUGAAGGAGUUGACCCGCGGUGGGCAGCACCAUCGUGAGGAGAGCAGGAAGGACGCGAACACUGAAGAGUCUAUCGCCAAGAUGAAAGAAAUGUAUGCAUCGCUCUCGGCAACUCGUAUCCGCGAGAUUGAGGGAAGCGUCAGGUGUCGCAUCGGUGAGAUGGAGGCCCAACGAGAUCUCUCGCGGACUUGGAUCCAUGUCGACAUGGAUGCUUUCUUCGCGGCCUGCCAUACAUUGGAACGCCCAGAGCUGGCGUCGGUGCCGAUGGCGGUGGGCGGAAUGUCCAUGAUUUCGACUGCAAACUACGUCGCCAGGAAGGCCGGCGUCCGGAGCGCCAUGCCGGGGUUCGUAGCGGUUAAACUUUGUCCUGCCCUCGUCUUUGUCAGGCAGGACUUUGAACUCUACCAAAAAUACGCUGCGAUGCUCAGGGAGGUGUGGAGGGUGUACGAUAAAGAGUUUGAUUGUGGGUCCCUCGACGAGGCGUACCUUGACGUCACUGAAUUCAUGUCGAGGACCGGGAUGGAUGGUGGGGAAGUCGCGGCUAAACUUAGGUCAGAUGUGGAGACAAAAACACGAUUGACGUGCUCUGCGGGUGUGGCACCGACGAGACGACUCGCUAAGAUUUGUUCGGACUGGAACAAACCAAAUGGCCAAUUUGUACUCGAACGUUCGAGGGAGGCGGUGAUUUCUUUUCUCUCUGACCUUCCCGUGCGGAAGGUCGGAGGCGUAGGAAAAGUUCUGGAGGGGAAGCUUUCAGCGUUUCAGAUAAGAACUUGUGGACAGCUCAGACAGUCACUGAACGUGAUUGCGGCGGUAUUCACACCCGCAACUAUUGACUUCCUCUUCAGUGUUGCCCUCGGAACAGGCACUGAACAACGACCUCCAGAUGCCCAAAGAAAGGGGCUCGGGCAUGAGCGAACCUUUGCCCCUACUUCUGAUCCACGUUUCAUCGAGGCAAAACUGCAUGGCCUCGCCGAAGAUGUUGCAAAGGAGCUUCAAAAAGAAAACCUGAAGGCUCAGACCGUGACGCUGAAAAUUAAGAAAUCAAAUUUCGAAGUGAUGCAACGGCAGCUCACUGUACCGUCGUCGAACGCCGCAAAAGUGAUUGCGGAAGCGGCCAUUCUCCUGCUUCGGAAAGAACGUCCCUACGGUGCUCUUCGCCUCGUUGGGGUGA
This is a messenger RNA of Micromonas commoda, 1231 nucleotides long. RefSeq lists its product with no specific name. The transcript has a single exon. Gene Ontology annotation, biological process: error-prone translesion synthesis. Gene Ontology annotation, molecular function: damaged DNA binding; DNA-directed DNA polymerase activity. The annotation marks the transcript as partial. Lineage: Eukaryota; Viridiplantae; Chlorophyta; Mamiellophyceae; Mamiellales; Mamiellaceae. Gene Ontology annotation, cellular component: nucleus. The record is from RefSeq and is a predicted model, not a curated record.